CACUCGACAAAGCAAUUCCUAUUAUUGUAAAAUAAAUACUUGAUCAUUUCAAUUGAAUUUGAAUAACAAUUUAAGACGCAUGGGUAUUGUAACGAGGCACGUGUCGCGGUGUUUCUAGUUGGGUAUAAAUAUCACUGCCAGACCGCAUUGAGGCAUUGGAACUCGGAACUCGAAGGCAAAAAAGCAAAUCUAACCACGCAUUUGACUUUGCCAACAACUUCAUUUUGUGGUUACUGUUUAAUAAAGAAGAUGAAAGAGUAAAUUAUACAGUUAACCAACAUUAUUAAACGAAAAUUUGUCGGUGAAAGUGUUACGAUAUUGGAAAAAGUCAACUGACUAGAUUUAUGAAAGUAUUAAAGCUGACACUCUGACAGCAUACCGACAGCAGCUUGAAACGAUUUGCGAAAUCUCAAAAUUGCGAUAAAAUGACUGCAUCUGUUAUAAAUCAGAACCAAGAAGAACUUUAUCUACCGUCCGCUGAAAAUAAAGCAUACAAUCAGAAUAGUGAAGCGAUGCAUGUAAGAAACACUUCAGUGAACUCUGUCGCAGGUUAUUCUUCUUACUAUGAUAUGAACAGCUACCACAAUGGUGGUUAUUCACACGAGCAUCACCAGGAAUCAAACGGUACAUACGAUAACACAAUGACCAGUCCACCGGGAGCUGAAAACAUCGCACCGGUAUACAACAGCGGCUACCCUUCGCCCGAGAACUUACAAAAUACAGCAUAUUGGGGACACAGUCAAAGUUAUGGGUAUCCUAAUCCAUUCAUGCCACUUGCGACAUAUACGAACACAUCUGAUGAUCGAAUCAAAUAUGGACCCAACGGGAAGCCGAAGAGACGCAGAGUUGCAACGAUUGCUCAAAGACGCGCUGCAAAUAUACGCGAGAGGCGACGCAUGUUCAACCUAAACGAAGCAUUUGACGUUUUGCGCAAACAGGUACCGACUUUUGCAUACGAAAAACGUCUAUCUAGAAUCGAAACACUUCGUCUAGCAAUCACUUAUAUAUCAUUCAUGGCACAGAUCGUCGACGGCAAAGAACCAAGUGACAUUAAAUUACAUUCUAAAGGACUUGGAUGGAACAGUUUGAAAAAAAUCGCAGACGACGCAAAUGAAGCGUCAUUAAACAGUUCCAUGGAAGGUGAUGAUGAAGAUGAAAAUUCGGUGAAUGAGAACAAGAUUUAAUGACGUAGAUCAACAAAGACGGCCUAUUGACAAUUCUGUUCAUCAAGCAUAGGUUGAAUUGCACGUUUCAUAGCAGCUUAAGUAAAUCUUUUUGUAUCCUCGGCGUUUUACGCACAUGCUAAAACCAAAGAGAGCAAUUUUAUGAUAUUUGUAAAAUACAUUUUACCGGUUAAUAUAAAAUAAAGAUGUGCUGGAAAUUGAGAAAAUGUUAUUUUAUGAUAUAUUUGGCAAAUCCUAUAAAAAAUACCUACUUAAAACACUUUAUUCGAGAUAUAA
This is a messenger RNA of Owenia fusiformis, 1460 nucleotides long. The record is from the annotation of a GenBank genome assembly. NCBI's taxonomy places the organism in Eukaryota, Metazoa, Annelida, Polychaeta, Sabellida, Oweniidae.